CGUUCGUUGCCAUAGCGCCGAGUGCAUAAACCACAGGAGGUGAACAGAGUAGACUGAGAGGAGCUGAUAAAAAAAGAGCUCAAAUGAGCACUUAUGUAAAAAAACAAAAAGAAAAACAACACCUGCGGAUAGUUGAGGAUUUAGUUAAUAUUCGUUUUCAGUCUGUUGAGCUGAGCUUGGUUCUGUCGUCGUGUUAAUGACGGAGGCGGUAUGAAGGCUCACAGCGGUGAGGUCGGUGUGUUUGUCCGGAUCAGACCAACGGCAAACUUCGCCCAGGAUCUUAUUCAGUGUCUUCCAGACGGACAGACAGUGAACGUGCAUCACAGGAAAAACUCCAGGAAGCCUCUCGACACCAAGAAAAGUCAGCUGAGCUCCUGGUCCUUCCAGCUGGAAGGUGUCUUGCGGGAUGUGUCUCAGGAGGAGUUUUACACUCGAGUGUGCCGAUGGGUAGUACUGGGAGCACUGGAUGGUUAUAAUGGUACUGUGAUGUGUUUUGGGCAGACAGGGGCAGGAAAGACCUAUACCAUGACUGGAUCCACAGAAUCAUACAAACAGAGAGGCAUCAUUCCUCGGGCUCUUCAGGAGGUGUUUCAGGAAGUGGAGAUAAGGACCGAGCAUGCCUUCACUGUGUACCUGUCCUACCUGGAGAUCUACAAUGAGACCCUGGUGGACCUGCUUUCAUCGCUGCCGGGCUUGCCAAGGCCAUCUCCUCAUGCUAUGCUGGUGAUGGAGGAGCCGGGCCGAGGUGUGUUCGUCAGAGGUCUGUCUCUCCAUCCUGUCCACAGCGAGGAGGAGGCUCUCAAUCUGCUGUUUGAGGGUGAGAUGAAUCGCAUUAUUGGAUCUCAUGCCUUGAACAGGAACUCCUCCAGGUCCCACUGUAUCUUCACUUUGCAUAUUGAGUCUCGUUCACGGACUCUGACAGACGCCAAGUACGUCACCUCCAAGCUGAAUCUGGUGGAUCUUGCUGGGUCAGAGAGGUUGGGAAAGACUGGGUCAGAGGGUCAGAUGUUUAAGGAGGCUGUCUACAUAAACAGGUCCUUGUCGUUCCUGGAGCAGGCCAUCCUGGCCCUGGGUGAACGUCGCAGAGAACAUGUUCCCUUCAGACAGAGUAAACUCACACAUGCGCUAAAAGACUCACUGGGAGGAAACUGCAACACUGUGCUUGUGGCCAACAUCUGCGGUGAGGCUGCACAGAUAGAAGAAACACUCUCUACUCUGCGUUUUGCGGGCAGAAUGAAGUGUGUCCGGACUGACCCUGUUGUCAAUGAACACACGGAUCCAGCUGCUCAGAUCAAGAAACUUGAGAAGGAAGUACAGAAGUUAAAAGAGGAGCUGUCCAUCAGCAAUACAUUGGCGAACAGGCCGGACAGCACAUCUAAGCCGUUGUCUGAAGCACAGCAGGCUGAGAUACAAAGCCAGGUUCAGAGUUACCUGGAGGGAAACCUGGAGGAAAUCAAUAUCAUAAGUGUCAGGCAAAUCCAAGCAGUGUUCGCCCAGUUCAAGCUUGCUCUGCAGGAGCAGGAGCAGAGGUUGAAGGCUGAGCUGUGCCAGAUGUACAACUUGGUAGAAAAAGACCAACAUGCUGACACAGCUGAUGUGAAGGAGUGUAACACUAGAGACGUCAGUGAGGAUGUGGAGGCUGGCUGCUUUGAGGUGCCCCAGUCUACGAAAAAUGCCCACCGCCCAAGUUCGACUAAAGCCAAAACUAAGAAGUGUCGGGAAAAACAGAACCAAAAUAAGAGGCAGGGAGAUGGGAGUCCAGUGUCGAGGAAGCGUUUGGAGAGUGCCUCCAGAUCAAAGCUGAAUUGUGUCCAGGCGCCUGAGAAGGAACCCGAGGCAGACACUGAGAGCCAGGACACACAGGAAUCACAACUGCCUGGGAAUGUGCCACUCCACCCUGAGUAUGAUGUGAACUCUCCUCCACCCAAAGAAGAGGCCUUUGAGGAUUUUAAACUGGGACAAGGCAGUAAGCUCAACAGCAUCCUUAAGGAGAACAAAGCUGUGCUGCUGGAACGCCGCAGCCUUCUUCGACAGCUCACCGAGGAGGUUAACACUGUCAAGAAAGACAUCGACUGCACCGCGACCUCCAUACAGCAGCACAGGGAGCUGAGAGGAGACCAAGGUCAGUAUUUGGUUUUGGAGGGGGAGCCGCUGCUGCAGGAGCCAGAUGCCUCUCUACUGAUGCGGCUCAGAGAGCUGAAGGCUCUGUACCGGCAGAGGUACGAGGUGCUGCGUGACAUCAAGGCAGAGGUCAACUACUGUCAACACCUUGUGGAUCAGUGUCGGGUGCGCCUGCUCUCUGAAUUUGAAAUCUGGUAUAAGAAGUCUUUCAUGGUACCCGAGGAGGAGCUGGAUGUAACUAUGAAGAAGAGCCUCAGACAAGAGGAGGGUAUGGAGGGACGGCCUUUUCCUGAUAAUCCCAGCUCUGAGUCCUUCUACAAUGCCCGCUACAGAAUGAUGAAAAGGAGGAACAGCAGGGCGCUGGGCUUCACUCCAGUGCAGAGAAACUCACCUGGACAGAGAAGAUUUCCUCCAAUCCCACUUGUUAGUUAAGUGAGUUUAAUGUGCAAGUUAAAAAUGAACUACAGUGUUCACUUGCGCUACAUGUGAUAAAAUGUAAUUUCUCUCCAUGUAAUGUGUGCAUUGUAGUGUGCACAGAAGACACAACACAGUGAAUCAGCUUCUUAAAUGAAAAGUAAAAUUUAUUAUUCCUGAACCACAAAAUAGACUUCUUUGGUUGUACAAAUUCACUAGUUACAGUCUUGUAUGAGCUCUAACCCUUGACCCUAGGACCUCUGACCCUUUCCCCUCCAACCUAUUUGCAAGUAAAAGCCCCCAAAGAGAACUCGAGACAGAAGAAUGAACGCAAAAAACCGUGAAACACUGCAUUAAUAAUGUAGUGAAACCCAUCUGAAAAAAAGAUUUACCUACUGUAAGUUUUU
Messenger RNA from Acanthopagrus latus (yellowfin seabream), 2942 nucleotides. RefSeq names its product kinesin family member 9 (gene kif9). The transcript is spliced from 20 exons. The coding region runs from base 211 to 2553 and encodes 780 amino acids. NCBI's taxonomy places the organism in Eukaryota, Metazoa, Chordata, Actinopteri, Spariformes, Sparidae. The record is from RefSeq and is a predicted model, not a curated record. Gene Ontology annotation, molecular function: microtubule binding; ATP binding; microtubule motor activity. Gene Ontology annotation, biological process: microtubule-based movement.